UAAAAAAACAUUAAUGGCCUUUGUCUCUAUAUAUAUAGGAGACCGUCACAGGCUUCACAAUCCAUUCCCCUCCUAUCUCCUGUCUCUGUUUUGCUUCCAUUUCUUUCUUCAAUUAUCUUUUCUCUUCAAAGAUUUCAACUCUUUUCUCAGAAUGGGAAGUACUGAUGGGACCAGCUAUGGUGCUUACACCUAUGAUGCCCUGGAGAGGGAGCCUUACUGGCCAUCCGAGAAACUCCGAAUUUCCAUCACCGGUGCUGGUGGCUUCAUCGCUUCGCACAUCGCUCGACGUCUGAAGAGCGAAGGACAUUACAUCAUUGCUUCUGAUUGGAAGAAGAAUGAGCACAUGACAGAAGAUAUGUUCUGUCACGAAUUCCAUCUUGUUGAUCUUCGAGUGAUGGAAAAUUGCUUGAAGGUUACCAAUGGAGUGGAUCAUGUUUUCAACCUUGCCGCUGAUAUGGGUGGCAUGGGCUUCAUCCAGUCCAACCACUCUGUCAUUAUGUACAACAACACAAUGAUCAGUUUCAACAUGCUCGAGGCUGCUCGAAUCAGUGGAGUUAAGAGGUUUUUUUACGCCUCCAGUGCUUGUAUCUAUCCUGAAUUUAAGCAAUUGGAAACUAAUGUGAGCUUGAAAGAAUCCGAUGCCUGGCCUGCUGAGCCACAAGAUGCUUACGGCUUGGAGAAGCUUGCAACAGAGGAGUUGUGCAAGCAUUACACCAAAGACUUUGGAAUUGAAUGUCGCAUUGGAAGGUUCCACAACAUUUACGGCCCUUUUGGAACUUGGAAAGGUGGAAGGGAGAAGGCUCCAGCUGCCUUUUGCAGAAAGGCUAUUACUUCCAUUGACAAGUUUGAGAUGUGGGGAGAUGGUCUUCAGACUCGAUCUUUCACUUUCAUUGAUGAAUGUGUUGAAGGUGUACUUAGAUUGACAAAGUCCGAUUUCCGUGAGCCUGUGAACAUUGGAAGUGAUGAGAUGGUUAGCAUGAACGAGAUGGCGGAGAUUGUGCUUAGCUUUGAAGAUAAAAAGCUUCCGAUCCACCAUAUCCCUGGUCCAGAGGGUGUCCGUGGUCGUAAUUCAGACAAUACAUUGAUCAAAGAAAAACUUGGUUGGGCCCCUACAAUGAGGUUGAAGGAUGGGCUGAGAAUUACAUAUUUCUGGAUCAAGGAACAGAUUGAGAAAGAGAAGGCUCAAGGCAUUGAUCUAUCUGUUUAUGGAUCAUCUAAGGUGGUAGGAACCCAAGCACCGGUCCAGCUCGGGUCACUUCGUGCUGCUGACGGCAAAGAAUGAAGUAAACUUGCUUUGGAACCAAGUUUUAUUAUGAUAUAGCUAUGCUAAUGGCAUUGAAUCCAAAAAGUAUCAACCAAUAUCAGUUUAAGAUUAUUUAUUUUGUCGUAUUUAGUUUGUGCACUAUGAUCUUUGUCCAAGGGGAAGCUUUUAUGUUUCCACUCUAUCCAAAAUAGCUUGCUGUUGUAAGUUGAUAUGCUUAGGCUUUCAUAGCCUUUAUAUAAUAAAAUUUCUUUCUGCAUUUGAGUAUUGGAUUCAUAA
This is a messenger RNA of Gossypium arboreum, 1540 nucleotides long. Its product is annotated as GDP-mannose 3,5-epimerase 2. Gene Ontology annotation, molecular function: GDP-mannose 3,5-epimerase activity; NAD binding. The transcript has 7 exons. The record is from RefSeq and is a predicted model, not a curated record. Bases 14 to 1282 code for a protein of 422 amino acids. Lineage: Eukaryota; Viridiplantae; Streptophyta; Magnoliopsida; Malvales; Malvaceae.